Molecule: messenger RNA, 3063 nt
Organism: Liolophura sinensis
Lineage: Eukaryota; Metazoa; Mollusca; Polyplacophora; Chitonida; Chitonidae
Product: melatonin receptor type 1B-like
Exons: 6
Coding region: 380-1360 (326 amino acids)
Biological process (GO): G protein-coupled receptor signaling pathway
Cellular component (GO): membrane
Molecular function (GO): G protein-coupled receptor activity
Source: RefSeq, a predicted model, not a curated record
AAUGCUAAGUUUCUUAAGAUACUAUAUUUUUGGAUAGUAUCUCUUGUUGAAUUGGAAGACCCAGCGGUGUGUAAUACCCCUCAGGCUUUAGCUUAACCAGAAAAGAUGUUGUUCCAGAACAUUUCCGCAAAGGAUGUGGUAACGGCCAGGAUGGAGCCACAGCUCAUUGUACCGUUAGCGGCAAUUAUCCUGACCACAUGCACCAUCGGGAUUUUGGGAAACAUCCUAAUUUUAGUAGCAGUUCUAAUCAGUCAGAGACUGCGAACAGUUGGAAACAUGUUCAUUAUCAACUUGACGCUGAUAGAUCUGGUGAUGUGUUGUAUUGUCAAACCCAUGGCACUAACAGAAUACCAAUCAGGCUUUAGCUUAACCAGAAAAGAUGUUGUUCCAGAACAUUUCCGCAAAGGAUGUGGUAACGGCCAGGAUGGAGCCACAGCUCAUUGUACCGUUAGUGGCAAUUAUCCUGACCACAUGCACCAUCGGGAUUUUUGGAAACAUCCUAAUUUUAGUAGCAGUUCUAAUCAGUCAGAGACUGCGAACAGUUGGAAACAUGUUCAUUAUCAACUUGACGCUGAUAGAUCUGGUGAUGUGUUGUAUUGUCAAACCGAUGGCACUAACAGGUAUAUUUGCUGGCGGUGAUUUUUACAACCACCACCAAACGUUGUGUAUAGUGACGGCCAUGAUCACAGUUACCUUGUGCGUUUCCUCCAUCAUCAACAUCGUGGCCAUCGCAAUCAACCGUUACGUGCAGGUAUGCCUCAGCGGUUCUUACAAUAGCAUCUACACACGCAGGAGAGCAGCUGGAAUGUGCGUCGCAAUCUGGGUGAUAGGUUUUCUCCCCAACUUCUAUUACAUAUUCGCAGGUGUGCCCUAUCGCUUUGACCCCAAACUGCUGCUUUGUCUAUACGAUAGGGACAGCAGCUACCAUUUCAACAUUGGGCUGUACACACUGUGUCUCUGGCAGAACGCUAUCGUUGGACUCGUUUACUGGAAACUCUUUCGCCUUGUUGCCAAGAGUUCCCAGCGCUUGUCUCGUCCUUCGUCCGAGUCCAGCAGCCUCCUUAAGGCCGUCUUCACCAUCUUCCUUGUCUACACGGUGUGUUGGGGACCUUUUCUCUUUAUCGGCCUAAUCGAUGGACAUGACAGAGCUCCCAGGUUGGCCUAUGUGAUCACUGUUUGCAUGGCGCUCAUCAACUCUAGCUCUGAUUGGAUUACUUACACCCUUAACAAUCGUUACUUCAAAGAAGCUUACAGACAAAUCUUUGGAUGCAAAGCUCCUGAGCCGAACAACUGCAAAUCUUCGAAUUCUCCGAAUACGGAAAGGUUCAGUAAUAUCAAGUCUAGCAUACGAAAUUAUUGAGAUGCUGUAAUGACCAAACGAGAACGUGACAACUGUUGACACCACGAACUUUCAGAUUGUAGAGUUACUCCUGUUUGAACUGCCAAUACAAAAUUUUACUACAUUUUGAUGUUGCAAAGUUGCUAUAGACCUAUAGCAUGAUUUGCCACCUAAUAUCAAAAGUGUACUCUAUAAAAAUAUACUCUAGUACGAACCUAUUACCUUAUGUGGUAGCAGUAAUAAAACCUUGCCAACCAGAACCCAAACCUAAUAUAAAAGUGUACAUACUCCAGUACGAGUCUGUCUGUCACCUUAUUCUGGCGUGAUAAACUUGAUGCCCAGAACCCAAACCUAAUAUGAAAGUGUACAUACUCGAGUUCGAGACUGUCUGUCACCUUAUUCUGGCGUGAUAAACUUGAUGCCCAGAACCCCCAAGUAUGAUACUGCCAAUUUACUUUGAUCCCUUUGUCUCUUAAUAGCAAGAGUGUACAUACUCGACUACGAACCUGCCACCAUGUGCUAGCGUGAUAAAUUUACCACCCACAGCCAAAAACUGCAUGUGUAUACUGGGGUAUGAUUCCGAUAAUUUAUCUGGUGCUAUAGCACGAAAAGUUUGCCCGCACAAUCCCAAAACUGUACUACCAUACGAGUACAACACAGUCUAUGGCUAGCGUGAUAAACUCGUCACCCGAAUCCAAACUGUUCUGGGGUAUGCAACUGACUGGUACCUGCUCGCACAGCGUGAUGGCUUUACCAUGCACCCAGUUUCAAAAGUAUACUGAGGUACGAACCUUUUACUAGCCUCAUACCUUGUCACACAAUCCCAAGGUAUUUGUACUCGAUACACUCUUUUAACCCAAGUACUCACACUUAAGGCUGGUAAUCAGUGCCCUAAUCAAUCCUAAAUAAGCACUGGCGCAGCACACUGGUAACCUUCAGAGAACUUUUAGCAAUCCUUAAAUGUAAGAUACUGUUACUAGCGCCUUGACAUUAGCAACCAAUCAAAAUGUACAGCCGUAUUAAAUCGACUUGUAACGUCUUAACAUUGCCAAACAAUCUUAAAAUAUACUGGUGUAUUGAAGAGUAGUAACGCCUUAACAUUGCCAACGGGUCCUGAAAUGUACUGGCGUAUUAAAUAGACUGGGGACACCUUAUCAUUGCAAACCAAUCUUAAAAUGUACUGGCGUAUUAAAGAGGCUGGUAGAACUAAUAACUUAGCUGGUAGAACUAAUAUAGAUAGCACUAAUGUUUUGCAACUGAUAUCAGGUAUGCAGAUAAUGUAGACGUUCUAUAUGAUGCUUGAUAUGUACAUGUGAUAGUGGAUAUGUUGAUGUAUAGCAUAAACUAAUCUUACAGAUGUUUUGUAACCAAUAUCAGCUCCCUCGAGAUGUCAAGUAUGUAGACAACUUAUACUCUAUACUUGAUGUUUGAUACUGAGAUAUGACAAUUGAUAUGUUCACGUAUAGUACAAACCGAUUUACAGAUGUUUCAUAACCGAUAUUAAUUCUGUCGAGAUUUCAAAUGCGAAAGCAACUUAGACACUGUACUAGAUGCUUGAUACGAUAUGAUAGCUUUAUUUGUUUUAUUUGAUUGGUGUUUUACGCCGUACUCAAGAAUAUUUCACAUGUACGGCGGUGGUCAGCAUUAUGGUGGGAGGGAACCGGGCAGAGCCCGGGGAAAACCCACGAUCAUCCGCAGGCUGCUGCCAGACCUUCACACUUACA